CGGCGGCGGCGGCGGUGGCGGCGGAGUUCGCUCGGGUAUCGCGGGCACCUCAGCUACCUUUUUGGCUGCCUCCUCUCCGUCCUCCUCAGAGGCCUCCGCGGCGCCUGCCGGCUCGGCCCCCGCCGCCACCGCCCCCGCCGCCGCCGCCGCCUCAGCGCCCUCCCGCGCCCGCCGCGCCGCCGCCAUGGGCCCGCGCCCGCCGCGCCGCCGGGCCGAGGGCAGCUGAGGCGCCGCGCGAAGAUGGGCGAGGGCGGAGCAGGGCCAGAGCGCCAGCCCGAGCAGCCCGGGCGCCCCGCGCGCGCCCGCCCGCGCCGCCGCGGGGAUGCCCGCGCCCGCCGCCGCGCCCUGAGCGCCUUUGUCUGCUGCCCGCGCCGCCCGCCGCACCACUGGCCUCGCGGGCCUGCGCCGCGGCCGGGGGCGCGCCCAUGAAGAUGGAGCCGGGCCGGCCGGCCUCCCCCGCGGGCGGCCCGUGCCCCAACGCCGAGCCCGGCGGGCCCGACCGGCCGGGGGCCGCCCUCGCCCCGCGCCCGGAGCCCGGCCCCCCGGGGGCCGCGGCCUGCGCCGAUGCCGGGGCGGACCUGAGCGCCGGGCGAGCCCCGGGGCCGGACGCGCGCCCUGAGAGCGCCUGGGCGCCUGCCCCGGGCCCGGGCACCUCUUACCUGCUGCCGGCUCGGGCCGCCUGCGCUGGCACCGGCCCCGGCCCCGACCGGCAGCUGCCUGAACUCGGCCCGCUUCUGUCCUGGACUGAGGAGCCAGCUGAUUACGGAGCCCCGGUUCGCCCGGAGAGCCCCUCUCUCCGCGUGCAGGGUUCCAGGCACAGCCGGCACGUGAGGGGCGAGGUCGACUUCUUCCCCGGCUUUCCCUCGCCCGCGGUGGGCGAGCUGACGCUCGACGUGGGUCCCGGGCAGCCGGACCGGCCCUCGGACUUCAGCCAGACCUGCCCACUCCCGAGCGAGCCCGCGACGUGUCCGGAGGACGGUCCCCGCCUUCGAGCCGUGUUCGACGCCCUGGACGGCGACGGGGACGGCUUCGUCCGCAUCGAGGACUUCGUCCAGUUCGCCACGGUCUACGGGGCAGAGCAGGUGAAGGACUUAACGAAAUACCUGGACCCCAGUGGGCUUGGCGUGAUCAGUUUUGAGGACUUCUGUCGAGGGAUCACCGCGAUCAGGAACGGAGAGUCCGAUGGCCAGCUGUGUGCGGUCACACCCGCCCAGGACCAGGAGCCGCCUGCCUGCCCCGAUGAGUUCGACGACUUCGUUACUUUCGAGGCCAACGAAGUGACAGACAGCGCAUACAUGGGGUCCGAGAGUACUUACAGUGAGUGUGAGACCUUCACCGACGAGGACACGAGCACCCUGGUGCACCCGGAGCUGCAGGCCGAAGGGGACGCGGACAGCGCUGGCGGCUCAGCCGUGCCCUCCGAGUGCCUGGACGCCCUGGAGGAUCCUGGCCACGGCGCUCUGCUGCUGCUCCCUGGCAGAUCGCAGCUGCACAGCCAGUCUGUCGUCACGGUGAUAGGUGGUGAGGAGCAUUUUGAGGACUAUGGUGAGGGCAGCGAGGCGGAGCUGUCCCUGGAGACCCUCUGCAACGGGGAGCAUGGCUGCAGAGACCCCACUUUCCCUACCCCCAGUCCAGCGAAGCGGCUCUCCAGCAGGAAGGUGGCAAGGAACCUGCACCAGUCAGCGGCCCUGACCAUGGACACCCUGCAGGACCCUGCCCCGGACCCAGUGGAGUGCAUGGAGGAGGACAUUGCAGAUAAGGUUGUCUUCCUGGAGAAGCGGGUGUCGGAGCUGGAGAAGGACACAGCUGCCAAUGGGGAGCAGCACAGCCGGCUGAGGCAGGAGAACCUCCAGCUUGUGCACAGAGCCAAUGCCCUCGAGGAGCAGCUGAAGGAGCAGGAGCUGCGAGCCUGUGAGGUGGCGCUGGAGGAGGCGCGGCGGCACCGGGAGCUCGUGUGCAAGAUGGAGCGAGAGCGGAGCAUCGAGGUGGAGAGCCUGCAGGCCAGGCUGCAGCAGCUAGACGAGGAGAAUGGGGAGCUGAGGUCCUGCACGCCCUGUCUGAAGGCUAAUAUUGAGCGCCUGGAGGAGGAGAAGCAGAAGUUGCUGGAUGAGAUCGAAGAGCUGUCCCUGCGGCUCAGUGAUGAGCAGGAGAACCGGAGGAAGCUGGGGGACAGGCUGAGUCAUGAGAGGCACCAGUUCCAGAGGGACAAGGAGGCAACUCAGGAGCUGAUCGAGGACCUGCGGAAGCAGCUGGAGCACCUGCAGCUCUUCAAGCUGGAGGCGGAGCAGCGGAGGGGCCGCGGCAGCAGCGUGGGCCUGCAGGAGUACAACAGCCGCACCCGCGAGAGCGAGCUGGAGCAGGAGGUCCGCCGGCUGAAGCAGGAUAACCGCACCCUGAAGGAGCAGAAUGACGAGCUCAACGGGCAGAUCAUCAACCUGAGCAUCCAGGGUGCCAAGAACCUCUUCUCCACGUCCUUCUCGGAGUCCCUGGCCGCGGAGAUCAGCUCCGUCUCCCGAGAUGAGCUCAUGGAUGCGAUUCAAAAGCAGGAGGAGAUCAACUUCCGGCUGCAGGAUUACAUUGACCGGAUCAUCGUGGCCAUCAUGGAGACCAACCCAUCCAUCCUGGAGGUCAAAUAGAGGCAGGAAGGCCCAGCCUGGUGGGCCCAGGACCCCACCCACACUCAGGAGAUGGCCACAGCAUGCACGCGCCUGAGACCAGUGGUUGGGCCAGGGCGCAGUGAUGGGUCUGCAGAGGGAGAAGGAAUGGGAGCCCGGGUCUGGGGCCCACACAGGAGAGGGUGGGGCUGGGCUGCUCUCUGCAGAGAUGCAGAGACGACGUCUCCAGCUCAGGUGAACCCUUCUGGGAGCUCCCUCCCAUGUGGCAGACGCCACUGCUGCCUGCCCACCAGGGAAGGAAGGGUGCGUCCCCACCAGGGUGGUUUUGCAUGGUCUGCUCAGAGGCCGUCACCCGACGGCACGGCGGCCCCAGGACCCUCUCGCCAGACGCGGUGGCAUGCGGAGUACAGGCAGCCGAGGCGGUACGCGUCAGGGUCUGGCUAGGAGCUGCGGGGGUCCCAGCUUCCCCGGGGCUGGCUCCCGUCCAGAGGAUCACUUCGGUCCAGUGCCAGACCCUCCCGUGGAGGCUGGGGCAGGAGCCUCUCUUCUGAAAUCAGGACUUGAGAGUCUCACCAUGCGGACCCUGCUCUCUGGACAGGGUGGGUGUUGCUGGCCUUUGUGACCCUAGGUGCAGGCAGCGUCCUAGUGAGAAACCGCCUCCCGGCUGGGGUGGCCCCCCUGGCCUCCUGGAGCAGCCCCUCCCCUGGCAGGUCUCAGCUGCCCCGGGAGAGUCCUGGUUUCCUACGCAGAGUGCACGUUUCCCCUGGGAGUUGGAAGUUGAAGUGGCCGUCCUUCCCCAAGCUGGGUUUUGCAGACGGCCAAGCUCUGCUGGCUCUCCCAGCACACGAUUAAGAACAGAAAACAGGGCCCUCCCAGCAGCCUGGGGGCUCCGUUAAGGAAAUCAUUGCCUGGCUCUAUGCCCCCACUGCCAGGCACCGCACCACCACGGGGGCCGCUGGGCCUGCACACAGACGGGCCACUGCUGUGUGCAAGUGUGUGUGAGAGGGCGUGUGUGUGCGCGUCUGUGUGCGCGUGUGUGUGUGUGUUGCCCUGCGUCCCUCCGUGCUCCAUGUGGCCCACCUUCUACACUAAGAUUUAAGACGUUGCCUCGUAUUGUACAUUUUGGGGAAAGCCUUGGGUGUAAAUCAGUGUAAACUUGGAGGAGAGAUUUUUCUAUCAUGUAGAGUAGGUAUUUUUUAUAGAUUGAAGGUUGAUCAAUUUUUUAAUACUUCCAAGAGAGAAAACUAUCUGUGUAUACAUAUAAAAUAUAUAUAUGUAUGAUAAUAAAUACUGGAACUCUGCUUUCUGUGCCCAGCCCUGCCCCGGUGACACAGAUGUGGGUCUGUCUCUGUCCAUCACUCAGUGGUCCCGUAACUGUACAUAGGGGCUGCCGGGAGAGGCUUCACACAGACACCCAGACAUCGACGUGCACAGUGACCCUGUUGCCUUCCCUGGAGAAAGACUUCAGGCAGAGCCGUGGUAGCCUGGAUGCUGAAGGGCAAGGCCAGGACAGUCUCACUGAAGAUUAAAGCUAUCUAUACAC
Molecule: messenger RNA, 4158 nt
Organism: Mustela erminea (ermine)
Lineage: Eukaryota; Metazoa; Chordata; Mammalia; Carnivora; Mustelidae
Gene: RAB11FIP3
Product: RAB11 family interacting protein 3
Exons: 14
Coding region: 426-2636 (736 amino acids)
Biological process (GO): endocytic recycling; regulation of cytokinesis
Cellular component (GO): midbody; endocytic vesicle; recycling endosome membrane
Molecular function (GO): calcium ion binding
Source: RefSeq, a predicted model, not a curated record